This is a messenger RNA of Echinostoma caproni, 483 nucleotides long. Lineage: Eukaryota; Metazoa; Platyhelminthes; Trematoda; Plagiorchiida; Echinostomatidae. The record is from the annotation of a GenBank genome assembly.
AUGUUCAAACGACAGCGUCUUCCUCUGAAAGAUUUCUCCGCUGAGAUUCGCGCCAGUUUGGACAUAGAGACAUUCAUUAAAGAGGCCACGUUUCUACUCAGCUUGAACGGAUCUGACAUUGAGGAGAUUUUGGAAUCCAUGUUGACUGCUGUGUUAUCCAAUCCAGCUCGGGCCGGUACACCACAUCUGGUCGGUACCGGUCAGAGCACUAUCACAGCGAAUGACCCCGGUUUAGGUGAGAUAGAGGCCAACCAGUGGUCACGCACAUCCGCAUCUAUCACUUCAACCGCAACCCGGCGUUUUCCUUUUUCAUUACCGGGAACUUCUAAACACGACCUGAGUAAGCUGAUUGCUGAAGCGAAGAAGUCCCUUCUUCUACAAGUCACCUAUGAGGAUCACAAAUAUGCUGAUUUACUGAUAGGACGUAUUAAUGGAAGCCUGAGUGUGGAGGGUGAUUGUGGUCAAUCGGAAUCACAUAGAUAG